GCGGGAGAGCCCGCUGUCCUCCUCGCGGUGCAUUGUGGGACUUUACGUAAAACCAACAUGGCAGCCGCCAGAGCGCUGGCUAAGGUCGGCUGGUCCCUCCUGGAGUCUCCAGCUGCCCGUCGGUCCGGUGCCGUCUCCUACCAAGUGGGCAAUGGGACCGCGCACGUGUCGAGGAGGGCGUUCGGUUCGAGCGGACCGGGGGUCCGGUCCAAGCUGCUCUCGUCUCUGCGGACCGGUGCAGGACGCAGAGCGUUGGGCUGCGCCUUCCUGCUCGGAGGAGGUCUGGGCUUGUACCAGACGGUGAAGCUCUCUGUCCAGCAGCACCGGGCCCAUGAUCAGACCCGGUAUCAGACCCAGGUUCCAGCUGGAGGUCUGAAGAUGACUCUGUACCAGUACAAGACCUGCCCGUUCUGCAGCAAGGUGCGCGCGUUUCUCGACUACCACGGGCUCCCGUACGAGAUCGUGGAGGUGAACCCGGUGAUGAGGCAGGAGAUCAAGUGGUCGGCCUACAGGAAGGUGCCCAUCCUAAUGGUGGACGAGGACGUGCAACUGAAUGACUCGUCUGUCAUCAUCAGCUCCCUCAAGACUUAUUUAAUUAACAAGCGAUCGUCCAAGGACAGAAGCAUGGCUGAGAUCAUCCGCUGUUACCCAGAGAUAAAGUCUAUAAACGACAGCGGGAAGGAGGUGACGGAGUACAACAACAAGUACUGGCUGAUGCUGAGCGAGGCCGAGACGCUCAUGGUUUACCCUGAGAAAGGAAUGCAGAAAGAGGAGAUGAAGUGGCGCCAGUGGGCCGAUGACUGGCUCGUGCACCUCAUUUCUCCCAAUGUGUACCGGACUACCGGCGAGGCCCUGGCCUCCUUUGAUUACAUCGUGCGUGAGGGAAAGUUUGGCACCUUCGAAGGUUCCUUUGCCAAAUACGUUGGUGCUGCGGCCAUGUUCCUCAUCUCCAAAAGGCUGAAAAGGCGGCACAACCUGCAGGACGACGUUAGGCAGGAUCUGUACAAGGCCGUCAACGACUGGGUGGCAGCCAUCGGCAAAAACAGGAAGUUCAUGGGCGGGGAUCAACCCAACCUGGCAGACCUGGCGGUGUUCGGCGUCCUCAGAGUCAUGGACGGCCUGCAGGCGUUCAACGACAUGAUGGAGAACACCAAAGUCAAAUACUGGUACCGACGCAUGGAGAGAGCGACGCUUAACCACGAGGGCCGAGUGUGAAACCGGAUUGGGCCGAUCUGGCGACGGGUCGAUGAUGCUGCAGGAACGCGAGCGUUUCCUGUCUAUAAAGAGACUGAACAGUAGAGAGCAGUGAGCUGCAUCGUCAGGCAUUGGCUCCAGUUGUAAACAUUUAGCAUUUAGCAGUAUUUUAGGGCAUCUGACUUCUGUGAGUGAGCGAAUGCAGUGAAACAGCAUUUUAAAGCACUUGAAGUCAGUUCAGAGUAAGUCAGGUGUGUUUACCUGCUGCUUUUCUAUAAACAUGAUGCUUAACCACAACAGAAUCAGUGACUAAGCAGCUUUGAGCUUCCUCGCCUGACCUCAAAUCCCCAUGUUAAUUUGUAGUAAGCUAAGUUUGUAGUGGCUGAAACUAGAAGUUUGAAUGUUUAACAGACUCAAAUAGAAGCAUUUACUGAUGAAAUGCUGGAAUGAGAAUGUUCCUAAUACGAUAACGUCCAUGAAGGCAGCAGGGUCCUGAACCCACGGUGGAUCCUGUCCUACAUGCUGGAGGUGCUGCAGCAUCAACAAGCUCUUCCUCCAAACUGGGACAACUCUUCUUUGGAUGCUGACGUCGUCCCGUCAAACACCGUCCAUGAUCUCUAAUUCUAUGAUUAAUAAAGACAUGGGUGAAAACCAAGAGAAGUAAAUGUACCUGAGGAGC
This is a messenger RNA of Betta splendens (Siamese fighting fish), 1873 nucleotides long. RefSeq names its product prostaglandin E synthase 2-like (gene ptgesl). Gene Ontology annotation, molecular function: prostaglandin-E synthase activity. The transcript has 7 exons. Lineage: Eukaryota; Metazoa; Chordata; Actinopteri; Anabantiformes; Osphronemidae. Bases 58 to 1215 code for a protein of 385 amino acids. The record is from RefSeq and is a predicted model, not a curated record. Gene Ontology annotation, cellular component: mitochondrion.